UCAUAACUGUCAACAAAACUACAUAACAUUUAACUUAAUCAUUCAAAAAAUAAUUCACCAAUGAACCUAUAACUUAUUUAUUGUAUUCAUUAUUUAAGCUAGUUAAUAAAUAUGAAUAACUUUAUGGCAGUGCUGUCAUUGUUAAGGGAGUUCCCGACCACGAUGUUCAGGUGUCGGCGCAAAUUCCAGGGAACCAGACGUCUGGACGGACAGGUAGUGGUGAUCACCGGUGGAAAUGCCGGUAUCGGCAAAGAGACGGCAUAUCAGCUGUCGUUGAGGGGACCGAAGAUAAUAAUAAUCGGUUCGAGAAAUGCCGAGAAUAACGAGAAAGCCGUGAAUGAGAUUAAGAGUCGUAAUCCCGGCGCCAAUAUAACGGCCCUUAAACUGGACUUAUCGUCGCUGAAGUCGGUCCGCGAGUUCGCCAAACAAAUCACGGAAAGUGAGUCCAAAGUGGAUAUACUGAUCAACAACGCAAACACCCCCGUAGUAUUUGGACCGGCACAGGAGUCGGUAGACGGCUAUGAACUGCAAUUGGAGGCCAACUAUUUGGGUCACUUUCUAUUAACUAUGCAUUUGUUGCCAUUGAUGCGGAAGUCUGUGAGCGCGCGCGUCAUCAACGUGUCGAUGAAUGGACACGUUUUCGGGCAAAUAAAUCUGAGUAACAUUAACCUCCGUAACGGCGCCUACACUGCUAUCAGAGCCCACCUACAGACCAAACUGGCACUGGUGUUGUUCGCUCGGGAAAUGGCCACACGAUUGGGUGGCAAAGAUAGUAAUGUCAAGACCUAUGCUAUUAACCCGGGUAUUGUCAACUCGAGACCCGGACGUAAUAUUGUGGGCCGGUUUUUCAUGGCAUUACUCACCCUGAGCAUUGAGAUGGGACCGCAAACCUACCUGUACUGUGCGUUGGACGAGAUGGUGGACAAUGAGUCGGGUCACUACUAUGAUAACUGUCGUCGAGUGGACCGAAUGGUCAGUCGUGCCGUCGACGACCAAACGGCUCACGAUUUGUGGCAAUUGAGCGAAGAUUUAGUGAAACUCGAGACUCAGUACAGGAUAUGAAUUGCGAUACAAAAAUGAAUACGAUUUUUGUUUACAUUUCAUUUAUUAUUCAAUUCAAUAAGAUUAUAAC
Molecule: messenger RNA, 1132 nt
Organism: Oppiella nova
Lineage: Eukaryota; Metazoa; Arthropoda; Arachnida; Sarcoptiformes; Oppiidae
Source: the annotation of a GenBank genome assembly